AUGAAUAUUAUUUUGCAUUACUUUGAUUCCGUAAGCGAGAUUUUAAAACAAUAUUAUAUCAAACCUAAGCCGAAGGAGUCAAAGGGUAAUAGAGAAACUAUCAAAGGGGAGAGAAAGAGAAUAUCAUCUACUGUCCUCAAGAUUCAGCUCCCACAAUUCGGAGCUUUAAGCAAGAUUUUCGAAUCAAAAAUUGUUCUGAAUGUUAAGGAUUAUGGAGCAAAAGGGGAUGGAAUUGAAGAUGAUACACAGGCUUUUGCAGAUGUUUGGAACAAGGCAUGUUCUUCAAAGAUAGAAUCAAGAAUCAUAAUCCCUGAUGAAAGUUCUUAUCUUCUUCGACCAAUCAAUCUCGCCGGUUCUUGCCACUCGAAAAUUACCUUGAUGAUCUUCGGUUCCAUUGUUGCGCCAAGUAAUCCCGAUGUCUGGAAUGGCAACGACACACAUAAAUGGAUAUACUUCCAUGGCGUGGAUCACCUCACAGUAGAAGGGGGAGGAACCAUUAAUGGCAUGGGGCAGGAAUGGUGGGCUAGUUCUUGCAAAAUCAACCCAAAAAACCCUUGCAGACAUGCUCCAACGGCUAUAACCUUUCACAAAUGCAACAAUUUGGUAGUGAAGAAUCUGAUUAUUAGAAAUGGUCAACAAAUGCAAAUGGCAUUCACGAAUUGUGACAGGGUUUCAGUGUCACAUGUGAGUCUUUUUGCUCCUUCAUGGAGCCCUAAUACAGAUGGUAUUCACAUAAGUUCAUCCACUAAUGUUGAAGUCAAAGACAGUGUCAUUAGAACAGGUGAUGACUGCAUAUCUAUAGUCAGUAAUUCCUCAAAAAUUGAUGUGAGGAGGAUUUUCUGUGGUCCAGGCCAUGGAAUAAGUAUUGGGAGCUUGGGAAAGUCAGGCACAUGUGAUCAAGUAUAUGAUGUGAGUGUUCGAGGGGCAAUUUUGUCAAACACUGAAAAUGGAGUCAGGAUCAAAACAUGGCAGGGUGGAAGUGGUUUUGUAAAAAAUGUUAAAUUUGAUGAUAUUUGGAUGCAAAAUGUAUCAAAUCCAAUCAUAAUCGAUCAAUAUUACUGUGAUUCAAACACACCAUGUCCAAACAAGACUUGUGGUAUUAAUGUGGAGAAUAUAUCAUAUGUGAAUAUAAGAGGAACUUCAGCAACUAAAGAAGCCAUAAGAUUUGCAUGUAGUGAUGUUGCCCCUUGUGAAGGGCUAUUUUUGGAAGAUGUUUAUCUUGUAUCAUCUUUUGAUGAUGUCACCACCACCUCUUUUUGUUGGGAAGCCACAGGGACAACUUCAGGGACUAUCUACCCUCCUCUUUGCUACUACUCAAAUUCAGCAACCUUCAUUAAACAUAUUGUUUCAUACAUCCCUAGUCUUCAACCCAUAGAAUCAAUAAUGCUAUAA
Lactuca virosa is the source of this 1392-nucleotide messenger RNA. The record is from the annotation of a GenBank genome assembly. Lineage: Eukaryota; Viridiplantae; Streptophyta; Magnoliopsida; Asterales; Asteraceae.